Molecule: messenger RNA, 402 nt
Organism: Entrophospora candida
Lineage: Eukaryota; Fungi; Glomeromycota; Glomeromycetes; Entrophosporales; Entrophosporaceae
Source: the annotation of a GenBank genome assembly
AUGAAUGGCAACAAUUUGAGCAGAUAUGAAGACAUCAGAACUUUGGCAGAUCGCGUGGUAAAUUCAGCAUUAAUGAAAAUAACCAAUACAGAACGAAGAACAAAAAAUCUUGGAAGUUCUACCAGAGUGGAGAGAUCUAGAGUAAUCCAGCAUUUGAGACUAGUACGUCUUGUAAUCAACAAAUCAUAUGGUUAUAUUAAUCAUAUUUAUGGGGAAGAAGCCCAACGUUAUGAUGUUGAUAAAGAAUGCAGACUUUGGAGAGAAACGUUAGACGAGGCAAGUUUUAUCGAUACAACAUGUAGACCGAUGGUGAAUCAAUUUGAUGUUGAGGAAAUACAGGUCGCUGCUGACGUUAUACAUUUGAAUGUUCUCGUUAAGGACUUGGGAGGAAUUUUCAUUUAG